Falco peregrinus (peregrine falcon) is the source of this 1837-nucleotide messenger RNA. It is a transcript of the gene PANX3, whose product is annotated as pannexin 3. Gene Ontology annotation, biological process: positive regulation of interleukin-1 production; monoatomic cation transport. Lineage: Eukaryota; Metazoa; Chordata; Aves; Falconiformes; Falconidae. Gene Ontology annotation, molecular function: channel activity. The coding region runs from base 145 to 1731 and encodes 528 amino acids. The record is from RefSeq and is a predicted model, not a curated record. The transcript is spliced from 6 exons.
CGCAUUUCCAGCAUGUGGUAGCACUGGGGCCGGCCAUUCUGCAGCAGUGUCCACCUUGGAGGCAGCAGUGUGAAGUUCGCAGUCUCUGCUGCUUGCCAGAGACCUCCUGUGUUGGUACUGACGUUUCUGGCUUCAAACCAGGGCAUGCUAUUUGCGAAAAGGCUUCCCCUUGUAAUUACGAGUCAAUUUAAUGUGCCAUCUAAGCUGUCAUUUACAGCUGCCUGGUACGGAGUGCUUGGCAAGCAAUGCCUUCAGCCCUACAAAGCCUCUCCUCAAGCCAGUCACGCCUCAGAGGACACCAAAGCCCCCAGGCAGCAGCAGCAGCAGCAGCAGCAGCAGCAGCAGCAGCAGUCGCCAUCAUCUCCUCUUCCUCAACAGAAAAAUGUCCCUCUCACACACAGCCGCCGAGUACAUGCUCUCCGAUGCUCUCCUCCCAGAUCCUGGCAGUUCCCGAGCCAAGGGCUUGCGGCUGGAGCUGCCGAGCGAUCGCCUGCUGAAGUUUGUCACCGUGGGGCUGCCCCUCUUCCUCGUCUCGCUGGCUUUCGCCCGGGAAUUCUCUGCCGGUGUAAUCGCUCUCCUGUAAGGUGUUGUGCACCCAUGCUCACACGACCUCGGUGGCCGAGGUUCACCCUUCUCCUCACCCCAGGCUCGCAGAUCAGCUGCUUCUCUCCCACCAACUUCACGGGGAAGCAGUCUGCCUAUGUCGACACGGCUUGCUGGGACUCCCUCAUCCACCACGGCUUUGAUGACGAGGGACACACUGUCACCAAGUCCCUCUGGGCUCUCAAGGUCUUCCCCUACUCGCUGCUGGUGGUGGCAGUGCUCAUGUACAUGCCUUACCUGCUGUGGCGUUAUGCGGCUGCUCCUGCCCUCCACUCCGACCUCCUCUUCAUCAUCGAUGAGCUGGACAAAUCCUACAACCGCUCCGUGCGCCUGGUGCAGCACAUGAGGAAGGUCCAGCAGGCCAGCACUGAGCCCGAGCGGUUCUGGGAGGAGUAUGAGAGGGCCCGUCGGGAGAGGUAUUUUGAGUUCCCGCUGCUAGAGCGCUACCUUACCUGCAAGCAGCACACCCACUCCCUGGUGUUCAUCUACAUCCUGAGGAACCUGCUUCUGCUCUUGUUCUUGGCUGCCACCUGCCUCUACCUGGUCUUCCUCCACCUCAACAUCUUCUUCCAGGACGAGUUCAGCUGCUCCAUCAAAACGGGGCUGCUCCAGGCGGAGCCCCACAUCCCCCGGCUCAUCCCCUGCAAGCUGGUCUUCUUCUCCGUCUUCCAGCUCAUCAGCCUCUCGAUUGGCGGCGUCUACGUCCUCCUCAUACCCGUCGUCAUCUACAACGCCCUGCAGCUCUGCCAGUGGGACAAGGGGCUGCUCUCUGUCUACGAGAUGCUGCCGGCUUUUGACCUCCUCAGCCGCAAGAUGCUCACCUGCCCCAUCAACGACCUCAACAUCAUCCUCCUCUUCCUUCGGGCCAACAUCUCCGAGCUGACCUCCUUCAGCCGCCUCAACGCUGUGAGCGCCUUGAGGGAAGCCACCGCCAACAAGGAGGACAUCGACACUGUCAUCGACUUCAUGACGCUGCUGGCUGGGCUGGAGACCACCAAGCCCAAACACCAAGCUUGUGCCCCCGAGCCCGACGGCAGCAUGCCCCUCUCCAACGGCGGGGUCCUAGAAAUGAAGCCUGGAGUGGAAGCGAUGGGAAAAGCCUCCCGGGACUCGCUUGGCUCUGCCUGACCCCAAGAGCAGGCAGCUGGCAGGGUGGCUGGGAUCCUGGGAUCCACUUUGAUCCGCUUUCUUGUUGCUGGCAUUGCUGGAGCACAAUAAACUGGUUUUGAUACGA